AAGCCCCCACUGAGCGUGCGCACACCCGGCCGCUACAGCCCUCUGGGCUGCGGAGCCGGAGUUGGUCCCAAAGCGGAAGUGCUUCUCGGGGCCAGUUUUCGUAACGGUCUCCUCUGCAGCGAGCACAAAAUCUGUGUCGAGAGAGAGGUUGAGGGGGCGAGUGCACAGUGACCUGCGCUAAGGGUUCAUACGCACCCCUCAAGCUCCUCCUUAGGCGCCCCCGCCUCUCCCUCUGUUCCUCUCCCCUUGCCCGAGCCCCGAGGUAGGGGCCUUGUGUGAAUGCUCCAGCUGAAGUGAAUCUGCACCCGAAGGCUUCCUUCUGGCUCCUGGGCAAGACGUCCCCAGUGAGCUCAGGCUUCACACAUCUCUGUCUUUUCCCAAGAAGAGCAGGAAAUGGCCAAACCCCAGGGACUCAUGACAUUUGAGGAUGUGGCUGUGGAUUUCACCCAGGAGGAGUGGCAGUACCUGAACCCUCCACAGAGGAACCUGUACAGAGAUGUGAUGCUGGAGACCUACAGCAACCUGGUCUCUGUGGCAGGGCAGCAGGUUACCAAACCAGAUCUCAUCCUCAAAUUGGAGGUAGAAGAGCCAUGCCUGCCAGAAGGAAAAAUCCCAAUUUGGAGCUUUCCAGAAGAAGCCUGCCAGGUUGAUGAACAGUUUGAGAGACAGCAUCAGGAUGACCAAGAUAAAUAUCUGAUGCAAGUUGGAUUCCCUGACAGGAAAACAAUUACCACCAAGAGUGGCCUUGACUAUAAUGAAUUUGGAAAUAUACUUCAUCUGAGUACAAACCUUGUUGCUUCAAUACAAAGGCCCCAUAAAUAUGAGUCAUUUGGAUAUAAUAUGGUAGAUAAUUUAGACUUAUUUAAUAGAAGCUCUGCAGGAAAGAAACAUGAUAAUGAAUGUGCAAAAUUAUUCUUCCAUACUGAGUAUGAGAAAACAACUCCUGGAGUAAAACCCUAUGGAUAUAAAGAGUGUGGGAAGACCCUCAGGCAAAAGAAAGGUCUUAGUCUACAUCAGAGAAUUAAAAAUGGAGAGAAACCCUUUGAAUGUACUGCAUGUAGGAAAACCUUCAGCAAGAAGUCACACCUCAUUGUACAUUGGAGAACUCAUACAGGAGAGAAACCCUUUGGAUGUACAGAAUGUGGAAAAGCCUUUAGCCAAAAAUCUCAGCUCAUUAUACACCUGAGAACUCAUACAGGAGAGCGACCCUUUGAGUGUCCAGAAUGUGGAAAAGCCUUCAGAGAAAAGUCAACUGUCAUUAUACAUUACAGGACUCAUACGGGAGAGAAACCUUAUGAAUGUAACGAAUGUGGAAAAGCCUUCACUCAGAAGUCAAACCUCAUUGUCCAUCAGAAAACCCACACAGGAGAAAAAACUUACGAAUGCACCAAAUGUGGGGAAUCUUUCAUACAGAAGCUUGAUCUAAUUAUACAUCAUAGUACUCAUACAGGAAAGAAACCCCAUGAAUGUAAUGAGUGUAAGAAAACUUUCAGUGAUAAGUCAACUCUCAUUAUACAUCAAAGAACUCAUACGGGAGAGAAACCUCAUAAAUGUACGGAAUGUGGGAAGUCUUUCAACGAGAAGUCAACCCUCAUUGUGCAUCAGCGAACUCAUACAGGAGAGAAACCCUAUGAAUGUGAUGUGUGUGGGAAAACCUUCACCCAAAAGUCAAACCUUGGUGUACAUCAAAGAACUCAUUCAGGAGAGAAACCCUUUGAAUGUAAUGAAUGUGAGAAAGCAUUCUCUCAGAAAUCCUAUCUCAUGCUACACCAGAGAGGUCAUACAGGAGAGAAGCCCUAUGAAUGCAAUGAAUGUGAAAAAGCAUUUUCCCAGAAAUCAUAUCUCAUUAUACAUCAAAGAACGCAUACAGAAGAAAAACCCUAUAAAUGUAAUGAAUGUGGCAAAGCCUUCAGAGAAAAGUCGAAGCUCAUUAUACAUCAGAGAAUCCAUACAGGAGAGAAGCCCUAUGAAUGUCCUGUAUGUUGGAAGGCUUUCAGCCAGAAGUCACAGCUCAUAAUACAUCAGCGAACACACACAGGAGAGAAACCCUAUGCGUGCACUGAGUGUGGCAAAGCCUUCAGAGAAAAAUCAACAUUCACUGUACAUCAGAGAACUCAUACUGGAGAGAAACCCUAUAAGUGUACAGAAUGUGGGAAAGCCUUUACUCAAAAGUCAAAUCUUAUUGUACAUCAGAGAACACAUACAGGAAAGAAAGCCCAUGGGAAAGGCCAUACCCGGAAGUCUAAGCUCAUUUCACAUUAGAGAGUCAACAGUGCAGUUAUCUUCACUGAAGGAAAGUUUUGUCAGUUUAAACAUUUUAAAAGUAUGUUCUGACUUCUGGUUUAAAUAUGGGGAGUAAAGUCAGCCUUUUUUCCUUUCCACCUCAGUCUUCACCCAAAAGCUACUAGGAGAAAAAGAAGUGGACGUGUAAUCUCUGUAUCUGACAAAAUUAGGAGAUCGCUGAAACCCUGAUGAGAGGGCUGCCAGAGGCAGAGGAAAUCAAGCACCAGUGCAAGGAGAUUUCAAAGGCUAGAGAGGAGUGGUCAAGGCUGCAGAUGUGAGAUAGCACUGGUAAGGACUCUUAGCCGAGUUUUAGGCGGAGUGCAAGACCAAAUAGAUACAUAACAAUGGUAACAGAGAGCAUGGGCAGGUGGGACGUUUCCUAGACCCAUUUGGAGUCUCAGGAGAGACAGGCAGGGGCCUCAACAAGGAAUUGCUCAGACAAGCCAUAUUUGCAGAAAGUAGUCUAUACUCAUGAGCAGAGCAGUUGGCAGGGGCUGGGGAAAGAGAAGGGAGUGUUCUUGUAAAGAACCCAACAGCUGCCCCUAUUUACUGACUCUGGAAAGUCAAAUCUGAAAAACCUACCAAAUGCAAAAGUAAUUCCAGUUAGAAAAACUCUGAUCUGCCUAGAAUGUGGCCCCAUUUCUUCCCUUACAUGAACUUCCAGCAAACAACAAGUCCAGGAAAAACUCUUACUCAAUGAGGAGUGAUUCCAAGGCAAUCAAAACCAUAAAUGUACAUGGCUUUUGAGCCAGCAGUUCCACUUCUAGGAAUGUAUAUACUCAUGCAUGUACAAAAUGAUGAACACACAGAGGUAUUCAGUGAUGCACUGUUUGUGAAAACAAAAGAUUGGAAGCUUUCCACAUGGCUCCUGAAAUCCUGGAAUGUUCGCACAGCAACCUUUUAGGUAGACAAAAAAAAAAAAAAAAAAAAAAAAGGAUAAAGAGAACUUGGACACCAUUUGUGUAGUGAUGUGGGAUGACCUCCAAUAUACAUUAUUAGAAAAGCAAGGUGCAGGAUACUGAGGAUAAUAUGCUACCAUUUGUAAGUAAAAAGGAGAACAAAUGGUGAAUACAUAAUUGAGUAUAUAUGCAUAAACUAUCUCUGGAAAGAUACACGAGAAGCUGGGAACCCUGAUUACCUCUGGGAAAGGGAAGGGGAAGUGGGUGGCUGGAGGGAAGGAAUUGGGAGGGAGACAACUGUAUAUCCUUUCAGAACUUUUGAAAAUUGUACUAUGUGGAUGUACUACCUUUUCAAAAAAUAAAACUUUUUAAAAAGCAUAUUUUCUAUUACUGUUCUAAUGAAGUCAGAUUCUAGAUGUAGGAUUUCAUAACAUUUAGUAUAGAUAUGCUCAAUGUGGAGUUUAAUUUUUUUAGAGUGAGUAAAUUGAAUUAUCAGUCAAACAAACAAAACAGAUAUCCAGCCAGUUCCAAAGGCACACAAGCAUUGCUUUCUUGAGGUUGCCAAAUAAAGUGAUUCUAAGGUCAGCUGGGGCUACAUUAUGUAAAUCUACAAUAAUUGAGACUGGAAUACAUUUCUUAUUUAGUAUGCACAGUGACAUCUGUGAAAAUUUCCUGUACUAAAGCCUGCCAAUGCCUUUCUGUAUCUUAAAACGAUUUAAAUUACUUCAUUCAUGCAUGUGUGUGUAUUCUUUUUACAAGAGAUAUAAAGCAUAAAUCCACAGAGAGGUUGAAUAACUUGCCCCCCAAAUCACACCUCUGCUGGUGACAACAUUUUCCAAGGUGAGAGACAGAUUGAAAGACAUGAUCUUAAUGGACACAGCCAAAGUCCAUGUAAUAGCACUUUUGCUCCAGAAGGAGAGGUCCCACUGUAUGAAUGACCAUAUUUGUGGCCCUCACCCUAUUGUGGUUUUUCACUGAGGCCAUCUCCGUGGUGGAAUCAAGCUUAGUAGAUGCAAACUAUUACAUUGAGAAUGGAUAAACAACAAGGUCUUAAUGUAUAGCACAGGGAACUAUAUUCAAUAUCCUGUGAUACCACCAUAAUGGAAAAGAAUAUGAAAAAGAAUGUAUAUAUGUAUAACUGAAUCACUUUGCUG
Molecule: messenger RNA, 4336 nt
Organism: Balaenoptera acutorostrata (minke whale)
Lineage: Eukaryota; Metazoa; Chordata; Mammalia; Artiodactyla; Balaenopteridae
Product: zinc finger protein 182
Exons: 6
Coding region: 394-2262 (622 amino acids)
Biological process (GO): negative regulation of transcription by RNA polymerase II; central nervous system development
Cellular component (GO): nucleus
Molecular function (GO): RNA polymerase II cis-regulatory region sequence-specific DNA binding; DNA-binding transcription repressor activity, RNA polymerase II-specific
Source: RefSeq, a predicted model, not a curated record